AUGCAGCCUCUGUUUGAGCCAAGACGAGGUGCUGUACCAGUUUUCGUUACGGGUGAAGUUGCUUCCAUUGAAACUCAGUACCGAGAUGGCUCGUUCCAGUUCACUACAUCGUGUAUGAUUAGAUUAGAUGAAACGGACAGUUUUAUCCUGGAUCUUGACAAGCAAUUAGCAAUGAAUCCGGCCUUGUUUACCGGAGAAAAGCAUAUCCCAGUGUCUCCUUUGUCACCGUCGGCGGCCAUGGGGAUUCCUGUCAAAGAAGGAUGGGAGUCAUGCUUUGGCUCAGCAUUCCCGAGCUUUUCGUCAUUCGCUAAUCAUGACAAUAUCAUGGCAACACUUAAGAUUACGCAUAUGCAGCCUUUUGCGUGCCUAGUGAGCGUCGAGAAUCAUUGGACACUCCGUGUGUCGUGGUUAUGUGUUGCUGAAGAAAUCGUUUUUUCCAUUUAUCUCUCAAAGGAAACAAGCAUCGGCAACAAAUACGAGGUAGCGUUUUGCCGUGAUUUUGGAGAUGAAAUGGUGUUCCAUCAGCUAGUGGAGUGCAUUCGUACUCGUUGUAGUGAAGUUGAUGCAGAACCGCUUUGUUUCGCCGAGCCGACAUUGGAGCCGUGGCUGGAUGCCAGCCAGGAGCUGAAAGGUCGUCGUUAUGCAAUAUGUGAUUACGAGGCAGCGCAGCUUAUUGAGGAGAUGAACUCUAAGCUUGAUAUUAAUACGCUGUAUGAGGUGGCUAAGAUGGUCAAGAAUCACUGCCGGCAUCACGGCAACCGCCGACUUUUUCUCGAAGCUGAUCGUGCCAGGUUUGUUUAA
Molecule: messenger RNA, 801 nt
Organism: Peronospora belbahrii
Lineage: Eukaryota; Oomycota; Peronosporomycetes; Peronosporales; Peronosporaceae
Source: the annotation of a GenBank genome assembly